Molecule: messenger RNA, 2589 nt
Organism: Asterias rubens (European starfish)
Lineage: Eukaryota; Metazoa; Echinodermata; Asteroidea; Forcipulatida; Asteriidae
Product: lactadherin-like
Exons: 4
Coding region: 628-1281 (217 amino acids)
Source: RefSeq, a predicted model, not a curated record
CGCUUUAGGAAUGUAUUCAGCAUUAUCAGUGAAUAUGGCUUAGUUUUAGAAUUGUGUUAAUGGCUUCAGUUUAUGUGAAUUGUUCCAUAAAGUUGAGUAAUACACCACAAUAAUGCCCGCCAUUGACGUUGAACUGUGGGGGACACGAGAACUCAAGGAAAUACCCCAAAUUUUCUCAUGAAGACAACUAGAAACUUCACUACGAACUUCAAAUUCGUGUAAAUUGUUCCAUGAAGUAAUAUAGAAGUAAUAAUCGCCACUGGGUUGAGUACUGAAUACAUGUACUAAGAAAAUGCCGAUAUUGAACUGUGAGGGACAACAGAGCUCAACGACGCCCAACUUUCUCACGAAGACAAAACUUCUUGUCAACUAUGGACUAUUUCUGUGCUUUCACUUGCUUUUUGUGCUCCAUUAUAAUUAAGAUGGCUUCAUCCCACUUGUUGCUGAGUGACAGAAGGACUCUUUUCUAAAGAAAUAAUGUGGACAGGCGAAAAAAGUAUUUACUUGACAUCUUGCCCGCGCCAGAGAAGACGAGCCCAGCGUGCAGGGCCAGAGCUCAGUCACACAACCCCGGGGUAGGAGUUGCUGUCACACCGCCCACGGGGCCAGAGCUGCACCACACAGCCCAUGGGGCCAGAGCUGCGUCAGCACGGCGGAAGGAUGGCUGCAAAACACAGCACAGCGUGGAUUGCUGCUGCCGCUGCGUGUUCAACCAGAGUCAACGAAAGGCGUGUUGCUGUACUUCGAGCAGUGGACCCAAAGAUCAGUUUAGAUGGAAAAUGUACGCCUUUAAAAGACUGUUGGGGUUUUGACAAACUCGGUCUUGAAGAUGGUUCGAUCCCCGAUGAGAGCCUCUCCGCAUCAAGUAGCUAUGACCUAAUCCGGACUUCAACACCGGCUGGUGGCCGUCUCAACAAGCUACCGCCUGACGAUGAUACUAUAGGAGCAUGGCAUGCUAAGGUAAAGGAUACCAACCAGUGGAUACAGGUGGAUUUAGGCAACCCGACCUACGUCACUGGGGUACUCACACAGGGGCGUACUGGUGGAAACGCCCAGUGGGUGACAAAGUACAAAGUGCAGUUCGAACCGCCCUCACCGGCAUGUCUCUUUGAAGUGAGAGACAAAACUGGUCACACUCAGAUAUUCAACGGUAACUUCGACCGAGAUAGCAUCGUAGAGAGGCGCUUCUUCAAGCCCGUCUUGGCAGUCAAGAUUCGCAUCGUGCCCGUUGAGUGGUAUGCAGUCAUCUGUCUGCGUUUUGAGCUGCUUGGCUGUAAAUAAGUUAAGCGCAGUAAACGACCAACCGCCACAUUUGUUGCAGAAUGGGGAAGCUAUAAUUAACAUGAAACGUAAUUUACACGACCAAUUGAGCUCAAAUGUUCACAGGUUUGUUAUAUUAUGCAUAUGUUGAGAUACCCCAAGUGAGAAGACUGGUCUUUGACAACUACCAAUAGUGUCCAGUGUCUUUAAACAAACAGAACCUUUUGUUCAACCAACUCGAUCUAAAGUAAUUUAUAAACGUUAACAUUUUAAUCUGCAUGAGGAAACGUCAGGCCAUGAAUAAUUAAUUACAUUAGAUCCAUUUUAUUUUCCCGUUUCGUACUAUAAAAUACAUGAGGCACAAGUUGUGUGUUUCACUAUUUGCCUAGUUGCAAUCCCCAAAGUGUUGAACGUCAUUGAUAUCCAAAACUGGACUAUUCCAAUCUAUAAUGGGGUAAAUACCCAAGCUGGACUAUUCCAAUCUAUAGUGGGGUAAGUACCAUCUUGGUAAAUACCCAAGACUGUUGGUUUUGAAUGGGCUGCUAGUAUAACGAAAUCCACAGCCAUGUCAAGCGUACAAAAUAAUAUUCUACUUGUCUCAAUGCCAAGGUAAACACAGCCCACACACAUCAAAAAUUAUGACAAAGAUGAACAAUGGCAGCCAUCUUUGUUGUUUUGGGCGGUGCCUUUGAUGUCUGUCAGACAAUCUUGUUUGCUGUGGUUUCCAUCACCCUGUUCAUCAGUAAUUAAACGUUACUGUAGCCUCGAAGAUGGAACAUAAUGUAACCGGCAUUUUAUGUGACGUUUGGAUAGCGCGCAAUCACAAAACGGUUUAUAGGCAAGCGCUGCUGUGGCCAUAACAUGGGGACAAAUAUUGAGCUAUUUUGAACUGCUUCGAUCUAAAUAUUGAGCUUCAUGGUAAAAAUGUGCAAUUAAAGGCACUGUACCCGUGCAAGUGUCAAAGAACAAUAUUCUCACUUGGUGUAUUCCAACAUGGACUACAAUAACACAAAAUUGUGAAAAUUUGGUCAUCGAAGUUGCAAGAAUAAUAAUACAAGAGAAAGACCAUUGUUGCACAAAUUUGUGUGUUUUCAGAUGCCUGAAAGGGGGCUUCUUUUAGUGAGAACCUAUUUCUGUCUCAAGAGUUACGUUACUUCAGAUUCAGAGGGAGCCGUUUCUCACAAUGUUGUAUUUUAUCAACGGCUCUCUGUUGCUUGUUAUUAGGUCAGUUUAUAUGGUAAUAUGUUUUGAGUCAAUAGAUGUUAAAUCUCCGUAAAAUAAUCAAGAACCAGCCGUCGAUUUCACCAAACUCUUCCUAACUUAGGAUUA